Uloborus diversus is the source of this 2007-nucleotide messenger RNA. RefSeq names its product 5-aminolevulinate synthase, non-specific, mitochondrial-like. Gene Ontology annotation, molecular function: pyridoxal phosphate binding; 5-aminolevulinate synthase activity. Gene Ontology annotation, cellular component: mitochondrial matrix; mitochondrion. The transcript has 11 exons. NCBI's taxonomy places the organism in Eukaryota, Metazoa, Arthropoda, Arachnida, Araneae, Uloboridae. Bases 141 to 1802 code for a protein of 553 amino acids. Gene Ontology annotation, biological process: heme biosynthetic process; erythrocyte development; hemoglobin biosynthetic process. The record is from RefSeq and is a predicted model, not a curated record.
CAUUACCGAUUUCUGUUUGACCUUUUCAUACAUAAUUAUUUCAAAGCACCACGUAACCUCGGACAACAGUUGCAUCAUUCAGUGUUUAGUUUGAUCUGAAUUUAAUUUGGAUUCUUUAAGUUUUAGAGUUUGACUACAUAAUGGCUAAUCCAUCAGUUCUUUCGAAUGGUUUAUAUUCUGGUGGAGUAAGACAAAUCGGUCAAAUUUCCGUACGCAAAUGUCCAUUCAUUUCUGGAUUAAACCCUGUGUUUUUGAAAAACUAUGGGUCUUCAGUUCUGAAAAUGUACAUGGAUCAAUGUCCAUUCAUGCGACAAUUCUCAUCUUCACUGAAAAAUUCAGAAAAUCCAGAUAAAGUUCCAGUUAAUAAAUGUCCAUUCCUCAAGGAAGUAAAACCAACUGUGAAAGCUGCAAGUGCAGAAAUGGAGCAUGAUGUCAUAGAUUUAACUGCAAAAGAAAAUAUAGAGGGUCAAUUUCAGUAUGAAGAUUUCUUCAUUCAGCAGAUUGCAAAGAAGAAACAAAACCACUCAUAUAGGAUAUUUAAGAAAGUUAAUCGAAUGGCUGACAAUUUCCCCUGCGCUAAGGAAUACACAGAUGAAGGAAAGAAAAUUGUUGUAUGGUGCAGUAAUGAUUAUUUAGGAAUGAGCAGUCAUCCAGUGGUUCGAGAUGCAGUUAUUGAUGCAGUUGAGAAACAUGGUGCAGGUGCAGGAGGCACGCGAAAUAUUUCUGGUAAUUCUACAUAUCACGAAGAGUUGGAAAAAGAAUUAGCUGUCUUACAUCAAAAGAAAUCAGCUCUACUCUUUACUUCAUGUUACGUUGCUAAUGAUUCAACAUUGUAUACUUUAGCACGACAUUUACCUGGUUGCCAAAUAUUCUCUGAUGCUGGAAAUCAUGCUUCUAUGAUACAAGGAAUACGAAAUAGCGGUGUGCCAAAACAUAUUUUUAAGCACAAUGAUCCAAAAAGUCUCGAAGAGAAAUUGAAAUCAGUUGAUUCUUCACUUCCAAAAAUAGUAGCUUUUGAAACGGUUCAUUCUAUGACUGGGGCUGUGUGUCCUUUAAAUCAGUUGUGUGAUAUAGCACAUAAGUAUGGGGCCAUAACAUUUGUUGAUGAAGUACAUGCUGUUGGCUUAUAUGGAAGAAAUGGAGCUGGAAUUGGUGAAAGAGAUGGAAUACUGCACAAAAUGGACAUUAUAUCGGGGACUUUAGGGAAAGCUUUUGGAAAUAUUGGUGGGUACAUCGCUAGUACAGAAGCUAUUGUUGACAUGGUUCGUAGUUACGCUGCUGGGUUUAUAUUCACCACUUCUUUGCCAAUUACAGUAUUAAAGGGAGCACUGGCUUCAAUCAAGAUUCUAAAAAGCGAUGAAGGGAGAAUGUUAAGAGAGAGACAUCAGCACAAUGUUCGUUAUCUUCGAAAUGCUCUUAAAGAAAGUGGAAUACCUGUUGUUCAUUGCCCUAGCCAUAUUAUACCAGUUCAUGUUGGAGAUCCAUGGUUUUCAACAAAAGUAAGUAAUGAAUUGUUAGAAAGACAUGGUCAUUAUGUCCAAGCAAUAAACCAUCCAACAGUUCCAGUUGGUGAGGAAAAGCUGCGAAUAGCUCCAACACCAUUCCACACGGAGGAGUUAAUGGAUAAAUUUGUUCAUGACCUUGUUGAAACCUGGAAGCAUGUGGGAUUAGAAUUGAAUCAUAAUUUUUGUAGCCAGGAAUGUGAGUAUUGCAAAAAACCUCUUCAUUUUGAACAUUUAGAAUCUAGGAUCUUACCUUGCGGAGGGAUUGGAUGUUGUCCUCUAGUUGUUGACCGACAAUAAUAAUAGUGUUAUGUUUGGAAAUUAUAUAUAUUAGUAUGUAUAUGUUUGAAAAAAACUCAUACACAUAAGUAUUUAAUUUUAAAUACAUAUUUUUAAUACUAAUUACUGUUAUAAAUGUACUAUUUAAACUAAAAUGUGAAAUCAUUCCCUUAUUUUAUAUGAAAAUUGUUAAAAGUAGAAAUUUAAUAAUUUUAUCUAAAUGUUA